This is a messenger RNA of Penaeus monodon (black tiger shrimp), 765 nucleotides long. RefSeq names its product early nodulin-75-like. Lineage: Eukaryota; Metazoa; Arthropoda; Malacostraca; Decapoda; Penaeidae. The record is from RefSeq and is a predicted model, not a curated record. Bases 1 to 765 code for a protein of 254 amino acids. The transcript is spliced from 6 exons.
AUGUGCUCGUUGUUGGACUCCAUGAGACGCCUGUUCGUGGCGUACUCCCUGAUAACCUUCGGGUAUAACCCCAAGGGUACGCAUAUUCCCGUUGGAGAAAACCUAUUAACGAACCGCCGGAAUAUCCGCCUGAACCACCAGAUGAGCCCCCGGAAUAUCCCGAUCCGCUGGAUGAACCGCCGAAGUCGAAUGAUCCAGAAGUCCUCGGCGUAUCCUCCAGAACCGCCAGGAGAACCGCUAGAAUACCCACCCGGGGUCACCGAGUAUCCCUCUGAAGCUUCCAAAGGAACCGCCAAAAAACCUGAACCACUAGAUGAGUCGAACCCUCCAUAUGAACCACUAGAAUAUUCUCUUGAACUACCAGAUGACCACUGUUUGUAUCCCGAACCGCCAGACGAACCGCCGGAGUAUCCUCCUGAACCGCCAGACGAACCACCGAAACAACCGCCGGAAUAUCCUCCCGAACCGCUAGAUGAACCGCCGGAGUAUCCUCCUGAACCGCCAGAUGAACCGCCGGAGUACCUCCUGAACCGCCAGACGAACCACCAGAACGAACCGCCGGAGUAUCCUCCUAGACUGCCAGAUGAACCGCCGGAGUAUCCUCCUGAACCGCAGACGAACCACCAGAGUAUCCUCCUGAACCGCCAGAACGAACUCCCAGAAUAUCCUCCUGAUCCACCAGAGUAUCCUCCUGAACCACCUGAUGAAUCGCCAGAGUUCCUCCUGAACCGCCGGAAUAUCCUGAACCCCGGGUAUCUUUCCUGA